Molecule: messenger RNA, 591 nt
Organism: Drosophila navojoa
Lineage: Eukaryota; Metazoa; Arthropoda; Insecta; Diptera; Drosophilidae
Source: RefSeq, a predicted model, not a curated record
GCAAAUGUUUUGGUUUUCUAUAGCCGAAACAUAGUUGUGGUGCGUCGUCUUGACAAUCACUUACGUUUUACAAAGCUAAAAUGUCACAAACACACAGCUCUGAUGACGAAACCGAUUUUAAAGCCGUCAACAGAAAUAAUUACCAGCGAAUCCAGGAAAAAGUAGAAAAGAUUAAUUAUGCGGAUGGAAUUGCGGAUGGACGCGAACAAAGUUUUCAGAGCAGCUUUGACCAAGGCUAUGCAGAUGGACUAAAGACUGGCAUAGAACUAACUAAACUAUCAGCCUUCUACGAUACAUUAACAAAAGCAAAUGUUGACGAAAAUCUGGCAAAGGAGCACCUGGCAUAUAAGGAAAUGAAGCUGGCAAAAGCUACAGACAAAUCCCACUUCAAGUAUUUGGAGCAUCAAAGUGAACCACUCAGCAUUGUAUCCGAAAAACAAAAUGCCUAUGUAGACAAUUUAUUAGAACACUGCGCCGAUGCACUGCACACAACAACAAAUUUGUUCAAAUCACAAGGAAAAUGAUUUGAUAGAUUAAGAUUAUCCUGGUUUAAUGCUUGUGUGUGAUUAGGAAUUAUAAUAUAUGUUAACU